Messenger RNA from Rhipicephalus microplus (southern cattle tick), 2922 nucleotides. RefSeq names its product allatostatin-A receptor pseudogene. NCBI's taxonomy places the organism in Eukaryota, Metazoa, Arthropoda, Arachnida, Ixodida, Ixodidae. The record is from RefSeq and is a predicted model, not a curated record.
AAUGGAUCAAUCAAUCACAACGGUAUCACCAGCGACACCACUUGACGUGCUGAACAGAAGUGAUCACAACGUCCUUCUAAAUCCUUCCAGUAGCAAACUGCCACCAGCUAAUCCACUGGCAGCCCUCACAUCCUUCUUAACGCUACUGGCCCAGAAGGCGUUACUGAGAGUCCUCAGCGCAGCACCUUGCAAUGGAACCAUUUGGCCCUGUCAGGCAGGAAUAAGUGACAACACAUCCAGUGCGACGCCUCUCGAUCAUCUCGAACACGUCGAUUACGACAGUGACGUCGAUACUAGGACAGUCGAAGAAGUCCUAGCCAUCGCCGUGCCCAUCCUUUUUGGUGCCAUCGCGGUGAUCGGCUUCUUUGGCAACGCCCUGGUUGUUCUUGUGGUGCUCUGUGACCCGCAAAUGCGAUCCACCACUAACAACCUCAUCAUCAACCUCGCGAUGGCUGACCUGCUCUUCAUCGUCUUCUGCGUCCCCUUCACCGGAUGGGACUACACCCUCAACUACUGGCCGUUCGGUGAUGCCUGGUGUCGCAUUGUCCAGUACCUCGUGAUCGUGUGCGCGUACGCGAGCAUCUACACACUGGUGCUCAUGUCUCUUGACCGGUUCCUCGCGGUCGUCCAUCCGAUCACUUCCAUGUCUAUCAGAACGGAACGAAACGCCAACCUCGCCAUUCUCUUCACCUGGGUCGUCAUCCUCGCCGCCUGCGUUCCUGCUCUCUUCGCUCACGGGGUCGUGCUCAUCGAGGAGAACUACUCGGCCUGCACCUUCAGGACCGACAUGGGCUACAACAUAGCAGCCUUCCAGAUAUCGUUCUUCAUGUCCUCCUUCGUCGUCCCAUUGGCCAUCGUGUUCGUGCUGUACCUCCUGAUGUUGAAGAGGCUCUGGCUUGCAGCCGCACCUGGAGGCCGCAUCAGCGCCGAGAGCAUGCGCUCCAAGAAGCGCGUCACUCGUCUCGUCGUGGUCGUCGUGGUUGUGUUCGCGUUGUGCUGGUGUCCCGUGCAGGUGGUGCUGGUGCUCAAGAGCGUCGACUUGUACGGGCGGACCAUGAACGCGCCACGCAUCGUCGUCCAGAUCGCCUCACAGAUACUUGCCUACACCAACUCCUGCGUGAAUCCGUUCCUGUACGCCUUCCUCUCAGACAACUUCCGCAAGAGCUUCCGUAAGGUCAUCUGCUGUGGCCGCAAGACGCCAUAUGCACGUGGUUCUUCGGGCAAGGGCAGAUCGCGCACCGUCGCGAUGCGGAAAGGAACGAGGAAGGAGAGCUCGGCAGCGUGUGUCACGAAACUUACCAAGGUGUCCAAUGACAUACUGUGAACGCUCGAAGAAGGUUUGCUGAUAGACAGGACAUUCAAUCAAUCGUUGUUCGUUACUGUGUGGGCUUAUUCGACUUUAGUAUUACCGUCUCAAGAGGAGGGAAAACGAAAAGGCCUGCAAAGAACUCGAUUCACGGGAGUCAUUGGUGCGCGUCUGUCGACAAAGUAUUGAGGGCAUCUAGUGCGCCAUGUUCUUUGCGCAGCCCGCUCUUGAAUUUUGCUUGAAAAUCUACAGGAUGAUCAACACCAGCAGCCAUAACUUCAAAAACCCGCGAACACACUAUCACUUUGAACACAGGGAAAUGGAAGCACAAUAUUCUACUCAACAGUUACUUUAUAUUUAAGUUUUCUUUUUGAACUUGCUGUCUUGCCUUGUGAAGUUCUACUUCGAAGACAUCUUCACGGGAAAAAAUGAUCGUAAAUGUUGAAUGAUCAUGACACCAAGUGAAUAUGUGACCAGCGUGGGCCAUCAGUUAUGUAGGUUAAUGGCGUACUUAUCGAAAGAAUUAACCAUCGCCUUGUAAAAUCAAUAAGCAAUUCUUAGUUUAUUGAAUGUCAUUUCGGUUCUAUGCAGUGGCAAUCCUUGUUUUGUGAAACGCGCCGGCAAACAGCAUGCAAGUUUACCGCAAAUAACACAGUUAUAGCAUUAUCGCAGCUUACACGUCACCAAUAAUUGUGUUAGUGAAGAGUGCUCAAAAGGAUUGCAGUACAGUCUUGUCGCGAUGAUAUUCAAAAAGGUAUCGCUCAGUGAGAUUGGUGCUUGCGCGUAGGAGACCAAAUACGGCAGGGUGGAAUAUAUAAGUAAGAACUGGUGGUAGUAUUUGGUGCAAAAAAAGUAAUGUCUAACCAACUCUACAAAAUUAAAAGCAGUAUUUUCAUUUGCCGAUCAUUCAAGGUUCAAAAAGAAGGAAUAGACCUAACGGUAAGCACUAGUUCGAAAGAGGAACCCAUCUAAAAUUUUUUCUGGCUCUAUCAUGUUUCCUUGGUGCCACGGUUUUAAAGAGCAUCACCUUAUUGUAGAAAUGACUACCCCUCAGAAAGCCCAACAGGGUGGUUCAUUAAACAAUGUUUUAUGCGCUGAAUCAAAUAUAUAAAGUCAUGUUGAUGCUCAUGCAAAAUGUGAACGCAGAUGACAAAACAGACAGGCAAGCUUGUUUGUCGUCAUUGCUAACUGAAUUCUGCAGCGCAAAGCGUCUAUUCAAUUCAUCUUGUAUCUGUGCUGUAAAAUUCAAUUCUUCAUGAGGUGAACGCUGAACAAGGAUAUUGUUACUGCUACAACUUACCACAUUUUCUUUUGAAAGGUAGAAUCCUUGCAACUCCUGCUACCACAGUUGUUGUCAUAGUUGUUUUGCUGCAUUUAAAAAUAGAAAAGAAACAUGAACCACAUAAAGCCUACAGUAGUCUUAAGCCCUUGCUGUUAGAAUGAUUGACUAUACCGGAUAAGUUUGAAAAAGGGCACUGGCGUAGUAAAACUUACAGGACACUAGCGUACUUUCGGGGUAAGCUGCUGUACAGCAGCAGUUUCCGUCCUUGAACCUCCUCUGCAUCACUGCUUCAUGCAACAUUUCAUGCUUCUCACCGAGAAUAGAGGGUUGUUGA